UUUAUAACAUGGCUUUUUGGAGGUUAAAAAAUAAGAAAACUAUGGAUAAAGGAAAGGACAGUGAUCGGUCUAACCCAUCUAUCAACCUACAGACUGUGCCAACUUACAACGAGACCGAGUUUGGUAGUUCGCCAGUGACUGUGAACAACCAGAAGCCUAAUUUGAAUAUGACCAUAUAAAAUGUCUGAAUUCAUACAUUAACGAAUUAGUAAAGGAAAAUGAAAGGCUUCAAAACAUAGUUGAUGACACUAAGACCACUAAUCUUCUCAACAAGCAGAUGCUAAAUGACUACGCACAAAUUAUCAAUGAAAAGGAGGAAGAAAACAUAAAGUUACAGAACCAAUUAGAGAAUUGUCAGAAAGAAAUACAAGAGCUCAAAGAAAAUCAAGAGAUAAGUAAUGACAAGCUUUCUGAUAGAGAAAGUCAGAAAGAGAAUCAAGUAGAAAGGUUUUCCCAGCUCUUCAAUUCGGAUGAUUUUCACAAUGCUGAGAAACAAAAGAUCUUGAUCAAAAAGCUUAUGGAAAUGAUGAAGUUCUACGAGUCUUCAGAUGAUGAACCUGAACUCACGUCUAAAUAGGUUUCCCAGCUUAUUGAAAGAUGAAGAUCAGCAAGAUGAUCCUUUCAGCUCUAACGCUUUGGAUAACUCUGAGGAAUCUCAGGAUGACACAAACUCUCAGCCAGAGGAUCCUUUUGGUAAUAAUGCAUGUUUGGAGGAAGAAACAGAUGAGGUCUAGAACCUUAGGUUCACUCUAGAAACUUCUAAUUAUACUUGAGCUGCCAAGAAUAAAGAUACUGAGUCAUCUGCGAAGAAGCCCAUUGAGAGACACUUUA
Messenger RNA from Moneuplotes crassus, 831 nucleotides. The record is from the annotation of a GenBank genome assembly. Lineage: Eukaryota; Ciliophora; Spirotrichea; Euplotida; Euplotidae.